AUGGCCUCCUUCUCAGAGGUCACCAGCAUCUACUGGGCCCUCAUCCUGCACCACGAUGAGGUGUCGGUCACGGCUCUGGCCAAUGUCAACAUCAGGAGCCUCAUGUGCAAUGUGGGGGCUGGUGGACCUGCCCCAGCAGGAGGUCCUGCCCCCUCUGCCACUGCUGCCCCAGCUGAGGAGCAGAAAGGGGAAGCAAAGAAAGAAGAGUCUGAGGAGUCUGAUGAUGACAUGGGCUUUGGUCUUUUUGACUAAACCUCUUGUAACAUGUUCAAUA
Hipposideros armiger (great roundleaf bat) is the source of this 274-nucleotide messenger RNA. Its product is annotated as 60S acidic ribosomal protein P1-like. The coding region runs from base 1 to 252 and encodes 83 amino acids. NCBI's taxonomy places the organism in Eukaryota, Metazoa, Chordata, Mammalia, Chiroptera, Hipposideridae. The record is from RefSeq and is a predicted model, not a curated record. Gene Ontology annotation, biological process: cytoplasmic translation. The transcript has 2 exons. Gene Ontology annotation, cellular component: cytosolic large ribosomal subunit. Gene Ontology annotation, molecular function: ribonucleoprotein complex binding; protein kinase activator activity; structural constituent of ribosome.